Ficedula albicollis (Collared flycatcher) is the source of this 713-nucleotide messenger RNA. RefSeq names its product ladybird homeobox 2 (gene LBX2). The record is from RefSeq and is a predicted model, not a curated record. Lineage: Eukaryota; Metazoa; Chordata; Aves; Passeriformes; Muscicapidae. The transcript has a single exon. Gene Ontology annotation, biological process: regulation of DNA-templated transcription. Gene Ontology annotation, molecular function: DNA-binding transcription factor activity, RNA polymerase II-specific; DNA binding. Bases 1 to 483 code for a protein of 160 amino acids.
AUGCCUGUCUCCGCUUUCACUUCACAGCCGGGCGCCCGGGGGCCGUUCCCCGGUGCUGCUCCCCGUUUUCCGUACCCUAACCCCGCUGUCUCCGCAGGUCCGUCCCCGCCGGGCGCCUCGGGCCCGCGCCCUCCCUGCAGGAAGCGUCGCAAGUCCCGGACCGCGUUCACGGCGCAGCAGCUGCGGGAGCUGGAGCAGCGAUUCCGGCGGCAGCGCUACCUCUCCCCGGUGGACCGGGACGCGCUGGCGGCCCCGCUGGCGCUCUCCGCCGCCCAGGUCAUCACCUGGUUCCAGAACCGCCGCGCCAAGCUCAAGCGGGACCUGGAGGAGCUGCGGGCGGACGUGGCCUCGCUGCAAGCGCUGCCCCCCGCCGCCCUGCAGCAGCUGGCGGGGCUGCCCGAGCCCCCGGGAUCUCCCGGUACCGGCACCGGGACCACAGAGCCCGCCGAGCUCUCGGAGGAGGAGAUCGACGUGGCGGACUGAGCCCAGCACGCUCGGCUCCGCUCCGACCCACUCGGACCGAAACUGCUCCCUUUCGGAUCCACGCGGCCCCAUUCGGGCCGGCUCGGCUGAGUUCGGAUUCACUCGGGUCCGUUCAAGCAGAGUGAAUUCGUUCGGAUCCACUGGACUCCGUUCGGCUCCGUUCGGGUGCACUCGGACUGACCCGGCUCCGCCACAUCUGCUCGGCUCGGUUCCGAACGGAGCCGAGCCCA